Epinephelus lanceolatus (giant grouper) is the source of this 1305-nucleotide messenger RNA. It is a transcript of the gene iyd, whose product is annotated as iodotyrosine deiodinase. Gene Ontology annotation, cellular component: plasma membrane. NCBI's taxonomy places the organism in Eukaryota, Metazoa, Chordata, Actinopteri, Perciformes, Serranidae. The record is from RefSeq and is a predicted model, not a curated record. Gene Ontology annotation, molecular function: oxidoreductase activity.
GGGCACAUUUCUCACAAAGCAGUCAUGGCUCUCCUGUCCGUCCUCACGCCUGUCCUGGCGGUGGUCCUGUGUCUGUUGAUAGGCUUCAUGCUGGUGAGGUCACGGGAGACGGAGACCACCUCGACCUCUGUUAAAACUGAGAGGGCGUCAAAUGCAGACUUCAGACCGUGGGUGGACCAGGACUUACAGGAUGAUACAGAAAUCACAGCGAAAGAGGACGAUGAUGGUGAAUGGGGUGACAGCAAUGAGGAAGAAGACCUUCUACAUGUGCCCUAUUCACCAAAACGUUACCCCGAGGACAUAAUGCUGGAGAGAUCCAAGGAUUUUUACACCCUGAUGAACCAGCGGAGGUCUAUCCGAUUCAUCAGCCCAGAGCAGGUCCCACGAGAAGUCAUCGAUAAUGUCAUCCACACUGCAGGUACAGCUCCUAGUGGAGCGCACACAGAGCCCUGGACGUUUGUUGUGGUGUCAGACCCAGAGACGAAGCACCAGAUCAGACUGAUAGUGGAAGAAGAGGAGGAGGUCAACUACCGUCAGAGGAUGGGGGACAAGUGGGUCCAUGAUUUAGCCAAAUUAAAGACAAACUGGAUAAAGGAGUACUUGGAUGUUGCUCCGUACCUCGUCCUCGUUUUCAAACAGACCUAUGGGAUUCUACCAAAUGGCAAGAAGAAGACACAUUACUACAACGAAAUCAGCGUCUCCAUAUCAUGUGGAAUCCUGUUGGCUGCUUUACAGAACGUGGGUCUUGUCACGGUCACAUCGACCCCUCUAAACUGCGGCCCCCAGCUCAGGCUCCUCCUCAAACGGCCAGCCAACGAGAAGCUGCUGAUGUUGCUUCCUGUAGGUUAUCCUGCAUCUGACGCCACAGUGCCUGACUUGAAACGCAAGCCUCUGGAUGAUGUAAUGGUGCACAUUUGAAGACAAAAAUAGUUUUUUCUUCUCCAUCUUUUUUACCCUGAGCUGAAAGAGAUGUUUUAAUUGUGCUAAAUCUAUCUUUAACAAUAAGCCUCUGUUUAGAAGGAGCAGAGAGCAAAGCGUUGUUGCUCCCAUGUUCAUCAUCAGAUACACAAGAAAAAAGGGAUGACAUCACUCUCUUUAUGUACUUCAAAAUUAACCCCUGAUUGACAAGUAUAUAGUUUAAUAUGCCACUGCCAAAAAGCCCUACUGUUUUCUUCUGCCAUGUGCAGGGGACAGUUAAUAAAUGGCAAAAGAAACAACCAAUCCUGCAAAGUUACUUGACGUGGAACUGCCUAUUCAGUGCAAACAAUAAGCAUCUAAUAAAGGUAGUUUUUUAUGAAUAACAUA